Dimorphilus gyrociliatus is the source of this 750-nucleotide messenger RNA. The record is from the annotation of a GenBank genome assembly. Lineage: Eukaryota; Metazoa; Annelida; Polychaeta; Dinophilidae.
AUGUCGGCAAAACUUUGACCUUACAACCGAGUGUACUUUAUGAGUAGUUCUAGUAAUUUUUUUUGCCGCUCAUUUUUCUCUCUCCAAAAAUUGUUACCAUACAAAAGAGGCAAACCAAGAGCAUCGGAAGUUUUGACAAAGCAUUUGGAGCAAGCUUCUUAUCCUUUCUGGACAUCUUUUGUUGUUCGACAGAAGGAUGUGUUAAAUGAUCAAUUCUCACUCUCAAAUUUUAACUGGUGCAUUGGACAGCAUAAUUAUCAAAUUUUAAGAACUGGUUGUUAUCCUUUCAUCAAAUAUCACUGCUCCUCGGCGCCGGUAGAAGAUCUAUCUCAACAUAAUAAGCUAUUUACGACUCUAAAAGCAAUCAAUCUAGGUUAGUUAAAUAUAAUGGGAGUGAUAGAUGAAUGGAGGGCUUUAAUGGGUAAUCCUCAAGAAACUAAUAACAACAAUCAAGACUCAAAAUCAGAUUGCACAGAAUGCCGCGUAAUCGGAACUGUAGCAUGCUCAGGAGCAGGAUGUUACACACUUUGGUCAACUUUAGCAAAAGAUAUGAAGGGUGCAUCCAGAUCACUAAAAAUUAGAUAUUAUUCUUUCGGAACGUGCCUUUCUUUAACUUUUUUUACCUUAGCCAUUUGCCGGGCUUUUGAUUUGUCAAUGUUUAAUGCUAAGAAUAAAGAUAAAACACCACUACAGAUUCUUAAUGAGGAUAUAAAAUGGUUUAGGGAAAAAAAGUUUUUUAGUAAGGAUUAA